AAUCUUGAUCCCUUGCUGCCAAUGUGUUAUGCUAGCUUUCGUUGCAUUCUUUUAGCUUAGCCGAGUUAAAUCCUUCUCGAUAAACACGGGCAUGUUGAGUAUUUGUUGUUGAGGUAAUUAUGUUGUAAAUAUUUCUAACGAGCUAUGUUUCAAGAUGGUUGUAUUUUUUCGCGUUGUUUGUAAUUAAAGCGUUUCCGGGCUCGCGGAUAAGAAGAAACGGGUGCAGUGUUAAACCUGAACGUGUCAUAUGUGUCACCUGGAGGGCUGCGAUAAUGGCAGAUGACAAAGAUGUACUUCGAGAUGUGUGGUUCGGCCGGAUACCGGCGUGCUUCAUGCUUUAUCCAGAUGAAGUUACAGAGAGAGAAGCAGAACCGUUUUAUCUUCUCCUUCCGAGGGUCAGUUAUCUGACGCUAGUGACCGACAAGGUCAAGAAGCACUUUCUGAAAGUCGUAAAAGCCGAAGAAGUAGAGGAAAUGUGGUUUGAAUAUGAAGGCACACCUCUGAAAUGGCACUAUCCAAUCGGAGUGUUGUUCGAUCUCCAUGCUUCAAAUACGGCUCUCCCCUGGAGUAUCACUGUGCACUUUAAGCAUUUUCCGGAUCGUGACUUGCUCCGCUGCCCCUCGAGUGCAGUGAUCGAAGCCCAUUUUAUGUCCACCAUUAAAGAAGCAGACGCAUUUAAGCACAAGGGUCAGGUCAUCAACGACAUGCAGAAAAAAGAUCACAAGCAGCUGUGGAUGGGCCUGCAGAACGAUAAAUUUGACCAGUUCUGGGCCAUGAACCGCAAACUGAUGGAAUAUCCACCUGAAGAAUGCGGCUUUCGCUAUAUUCCUUUCAGGAUAUACCAGACGCUGAGCGACAGGCCGUUCAUCCAGAAGCUGUUCCGGGCUGUUUCUUCCGAAGGCCACGCUCUCACCCUGGGAGAUCUGCUCAAAGAGAUGUUCCCUGCUGCCGUAUGCCAGGAUGAUGAGCCAAAGAAAUACCAAGUGGUGAUUCACGGCAUUGAGCCGCUGUUCGAGACGCCCAUCCAGUGGCUCAGUGAGCACUUGAGCCAUCCAGACAACUUCCUCCACAUCUGCAUCAUUCCAGCGUCAAGCGACUGAACCCCGAACUGCCCAGGUGGCCCGAGAACAACUCUGCUGCUCCUGCCAUCCAUGAGGGACCUUCCAGAAGAGUGUAUCCACUUUUUUUUUCCUCACACUUCCUGCAUUAACAUUUUGCCUACCUGGCCUGCCAUGCCGACUACUACGAAAUUUGGCGGAAUGGAAAUAUGGUACUUUUCUUAUGCAUGCCAUAGGGAUGUAAAUGGCAUCUUUUACCAUCUCACGUAUUACCUUGGUAUUUUUAUGUAACAAAUUGGCUUACUAGUGACUACAAUGCUGCCAUUGUCUCUUCAGAUAUGUUCUCCACACUAAGUUUAGUAAGCUGAUUAAUCUUUUUACAUCCCUGGUAUGCAUCUCUCUCUCUCUCUCUCUCUCUCUCUCUCUCUCUCUGAUGAGUUCUUUCUUUACAUGUUGCCUUAGACCUCGUUCAUCUACACACCACCAUAAUGAGUUGACCCGUUCCUAAUUUUGUCCUGGUUCUGCUGAGUGACGGGUGUCCCUGGGUCAGAAAGGCCCGAGCUUAAGUUUUGAUCAGCCAUUCACCACUAGCUUUUUUCAUUCCGUCAGCUUAAUACGGUUCUCUAAAUAAAAUGACGAUUAAACCGAGCACUACACUAAUUUUAAUUUGAAUUUCUAACAUUUAUAAAAGCAGAGGCGGCACGGUGGUGUAGUGGUUAGCGCUGUCGCCUCACAGCAAGAAGGUCCGGGUUCAAGCCCCGGGGCCGGCGAGGGCCUUUCUGUGCGGAGUUUGCAUGUUCUCCCCGUGUCCGCGUGGGUUUCCUCCGGGUGCUCCGGUUUCCCCCAC
Messenger RNA from Neoarius graeffei (lesser salmon catfish), 1905 nucleotides. It is a transcript of the gene atg5, whose product is annotated as ATG5 autophagy related 5 homolog (S. cerevisiae). The record is from RefSeq and is a predicted model, not a curated record. The coding region runs from base 273 to 1100 and encodes 275 amino acids. The transcript has 8 exons. Gene Ontology annotation, cellular component: phagophore assembly site membrane; Atg12-Atg5-Atg16 complex; cytoplasm. NCBI's taxonomy places the organism in Eukaryota, Metazoa, Chordata, Actinopteri, Siluriformes, Ariidae. Gene Ontology annotation, biological process: nucleophagy; cellular response to nitrogen starvation; C-terminal protein lipidation.